GCAGCAUAGACGAUCUUUGUUAGAAUACGUGUGCGCGUCCCUCCCGUCGACGUGGCGUAACAAACCGCUAGCUUCGCCUUCAUCGCUGCUACUGUUGUACCAGUUAGCCACAACGACUGGAAGCAGCAGUCUUUAGCCUCUGCGAGCUUCGUGUAGUUCGAUUAUUGAUACAUAAUCUCCUCCUGCCGCCAAAAUGAUUUCACUCACGGAUUCACAAAAAAUUGGCAUGGGGCUGACCGGGUUCGGUGUGUUUUUCCUCUUCUUUGGGAUGGUGCUGUUUUUUGAUAAAGCUCUCCUCGCCAUUGGAAAUAUCCUGUUUGUGUGCGGCCUUUCCUUCGUCAUCGGCCUCGAGCGAACGUUCAGAUUCUUCUUCCAGAGACACAAAGUGAAAGCCACCAGCUUCUUCCUGGGAGGAGUGCUGGUGGUUCUCAUCGGAUGGCCGAUCGUUGGAGUCGUUCUGGAGAUUUACGGUUUCUUCCUCUUAUUCAGGGGAUUCUUCCCGGUGGCGGUGGGCUUCAUCAGACGAGUACCUCUGCUCGGGUCUCUGCUCAGUUUGCCAUGGAUCAGUGGACUAGUGGAUAAAAUGGGUGAGAGCAACAACAUGGUAUAACAGAGGAGCAUCAGAGGGCCGCGUCGUUAUUUAUAGUAGUUACUAAUAGAUCCGGUAUACUUUGACCAUUGCCACUCCAGAUCUGGGAAUCCAAACAAAGUGUACCGGUGGAUGUUUGACUGACCUCAUGGUGUUUUCCAUCUGACAGCCACAAUAUUUUUUUCAAUUAUUGUUUUAAGCGCUGGAAGCGGGUCUCCCAUUUUGUAUUAUCCCCGUCUUGACAUUUACGGACUGAUAACGUGGGAACCCGGCAUCAACUGAGCGGAGAGUCUGGAGCUCUCUGCAGCAUCCUCUCCUCUGCAACGUGUGCCUGAACCGCCAGCUUCUUCCUUUGAUGAAACCUUACUGGAAUGUUGUACAUUAAAAAUAAAUGGUAAACCAGGUGUUACUUUGGCAAAGACGGUUAAGGUUAAGAUGCUUUCUAUGGAGGUGUUGGCUGUAACUUUUGUAUGUGCGUAUUUGAAAUAAAGUGUAUUUUAUAAGCUUG
This is a messenger RNA of Gasterosteus aculeatus aculeatus (three-spined stickleback), 1097 nucleotides long. It is a transcript of the gene golt1bb, whose product is annotated as golgi transport 1Bb. Gene Ontology annotation, cellular component: membrane; endoplasmic reticulum. NCBI's taxonomy places the organism in Eukaryota, Metazoa, Chordata, Actinopteri, Perciformes, Gasterosteidae. The record is from RefSeq and is a predicted model, not a curated record. Gene Ontology annotation, biological process: retrograde transport, endosome to Golgi; endoplasmic reticulum to Golgi vesicle-mediated transport.